Messenger RNA from Cimex lectularius (bed bug), 1949 nucleotides. RefSeq names its product guanine nucleotide-binding protein G(q) subunit alpha. Gene Ontology annotation, molecular function: guanyl nucleotide binding; G protein-coupled receptor binding; G-protein beta/gamma-subunit complex binding. The record is from RefSeq and is a predicted model, not a curated record. The transcript has 9 exons. Gene Ontology annotation, biological process: adenylate cyclase-modulating G protein-coupled receptor signaling pathway; phospholipase C-activating dopamine receptor signaling pathway. Bases 645 to 1835 code for a protein of 396 amino acids. Gene Ontology annotation, cellular component: heterotrimeric G-protein complex. NCBI's taxonomy places the organism in Eukaryota, Metazoa, Arthropoda, Insecta, Hemiptera, Cimicidae.
GGGAUAUCGGGGAGUCGAACGGGACGCCAUCUUUGGUCGAGGCGUCUGCAGUCGGUGCGGUUCCGUGUUUUUAAUUCGAUUAUCGUAAAUAAAUGGAACUCUCGGGCGAUUCUUAUCCGCGGGGAUGAAGUGUAAUUAUAAAUGUCCAAUCCGAGUUAAAGGGGGCGUUUAUCGGUGGGGGUGAAGCGAGAGGAGAGACGGAAAGAGUUUCGAUUCGGGGCGAGAGGAUUCGGCCCCUGCCCUCCAUUGUCGUAAUAAUCCAGUUUUUAAAUAAGACGAGAGAUAAAACACUCUCCCUGGGUGUGAAAUGACUGGCUUCGUCAAUUGAAUUACACUAACAGGAUCGGGGCCGGAGUGAAGUGGAGAAAAUAUAAGUGUAACGUCGGUUUCGCUAUCUGGACGACGGAAAGUGGAUUGUGCCGCGAUUCUAUUAAUCGUAGUUCUGAAGGUACCACACCCAGGAUCGGGGUGUAAUUUUUUUUAACUCGACCACCGUGACUCGUGCCCUUUCGCCCUUCUCGGACCGAACCCGUUUUGGUGGGCCAUCCGAUGUCGGAGGAUCGUUGAGGACAAUUUCUGUGAUACUAGCGUUAAGGAAGACGGCUCCUCUAAGAUAAUAUCCGCUCUUCCCCCCGGCCCCAAAGAUGGCGUGCUGUUUGUCAGAAGAGGCAAAAGAGCAGAAAAGGAUCAAUCAGGAAAUCGAAAGGCAGCUCAGGAAGGACAAAAGGGAUGCCAGGAGAGAACUCAAAUUAUUGCUACUCGGUACUGGAGAAUCUGGAAAAUCCACUUUCAUCAAACAGAUGAGAAUUAUCCAUGGAUCUGGUUACUCAGAUGAAGACAAACGGGGCUUCAUUAAACUCGUCUACCAAAAUAUAUUCAUGGCCAUGCAGUCUAUGAUAAGAGCCAUGGAUCUCCUUAAAAUACAGUACAAAAACCCAGCUAUGAGUGAAAAGGCUGAACUGAUACGGAGUGUAGACUUUGAAACUGUAACAACUUUUGAAAGCCCAUAUGUUGAAGCCAUCAAAGCACUCUGGGCCGAUACGGGGAUCCAGGAGUGUUAUGACAGACGGAGGGAGUACCAGUUAACUGAUUCAGCCAAAUACUAUCUAAUGGAAAUAGACAGAGUAGCAGCUACAAAUUAUCUUCCGACUGAACAAGACAUCUUGCGAGUGAGGGUCCCGACAACAGGGAUCAUAGAGUACCCAUUUGAUUUAGAGGAGAUUCGGUUUAGUUACCUGAGCGAUCUAGAGAGGAUUGAAAACCCAAACUAUCUGCCAACUGAGCAAGACAUCCUCAGAGCCAGGGCGCCUACCACUGGCAUCAUUGAAUAUCCUUUUGAUCUCGAUUCAAUUAUAUUUAGGAUGGUUGAUGUAGGAGGGCAGAGAUCAGAAAGGAGAAAAUGGAUCCACUGUUUUGAAAACGUUACUUCAAUAAUAUUUCUGGUCGCUUUAAGUGAAUAUGAUCAGAUUUUAUUUGAAUCGGAAAAUGAGAACCGAAUGGAAGAAUCAAAAGCACUUUUUAAGACUAUCAUCACAUACCCAUGGUUCCAGCACUCGUCAGUAAUCCUUUUUCUAAAUAAAAAAGAUCUGCUCGAAGAAAAGAUCAUGUAUUCACAUCUAGUGGAUUACUUCCCCGAGUAUGAUGGCCCACAGCGAGAUGCGAUAGCUGCCAGAGAGUUCAUACUCAGAAUGUUUGUCGACUUAAACCCUGACAGCGAGAAGAUUAUAUACUCUCACUUCACAUGUGCAACAGAUACGGAGAAUAUACGAUUUGUCUUUGCAGCUGUAAAGGACACUAUACUGCAAUCAAACUUAAAAGAGUACAAUUUAGUGUGAAAUGGUGCUGUGAGCGUAAACUGAAACCAAUCGCUCAUGAUUCCAGUACUCUUGAUUAUCAACAUUAAAAAAAUAAAAUAAAAAAUACAAAAAAUGCAAAAAAAAAAAAAAAAA